Molecule: messenger RNA, 1899 nt
Organism: Papaver somniferum (opium poppy)
Lineage: Eukaryota; Viridiplantae; Streptophyta; Magnoliopsida; Ranunculales; Papaveraceae
Exons: 6
Coding region: 1-1899 (632 amino acids)
Source: RefSeq, a predicted model, not a curated record
AUGGAUAAUGCAAAUCUUCACUCCUUAUAUUUUAUUGGUAAUCCUUAUACUUGGACAAAUAGAAGAUACGGGGAAGAACUCAUUUUAGAAAGGCGGGAUAUGAUAGCUUCGACAAUAGAUUGGAUGAAUAAUAACACUCCUGCUAUGGUGUAUCAUUUAGUCCCUAUGGAAAGUGAUCAUUGUCCAAUUCUUCUCUUAACUGCUAAAAAAGAGAGUGGUACUAGUAAACCAUUUAGGUUUAACAGAACUUGGCUUAGAGAUUCCACUUGUAAGGGUAUUAUCAAAAACAGUUGGCAAGUUUCUUAUGAUGGAUCUGCUGCUUUCAAACACUCUAAAAUAGAAGCUCAAAUUUCUAAUCUCCUUGCUAAUGGCCAUAAUAUGUCUUCUAAUGUUGUUCUUGAUCUUAAUAAAAAACUAACUUUUUGGUAUGAUGCAGAGGAAGAUUAUUGGAAACAGAGAGGUAAGGAAGAAUUCUUUAAAUUGGGUGAUAGGAAUACCAGAACUACUAGUCCUUCUAAUCCAGUUGAGUAUUUAGAUAAUAUCAUUCCUUGUAUUACCGAGGAAGAUAAUUCCAUGCUUACUAAAAUUCCUACUUCUGAAGAAAUUAAAGUUAUUGUUUUUAGUAUGCAGGCUUGGACAACUCCAGUUCCUGAUGGUUUCCCUCCAGGAUUCUAUCAACUAAUUACAGAUAACAUAGUGAUUACUCAUGAGCUUGUAGACACUAUGAAGAAAAUUAAGGCUCAAAAAGGGACACUUAGGAAGCUUGGUUUCUGUGAAGAUUGGUGUUGUAUGAUUGAACAAUGCUUAUCAACCGUGUCUACUUCAAUUAUGUUGAAUGGUUCUCCUGGAGAAGUUCUUAAACCUCAAAGAGGUUUGAGACAAGGAGACCCAUUGUCUCCUUAUCUAUUUAUUCUCUGUAUGGACUCAUUUUCUAGAGCCCUUUUAAAUGUUGAACACAGUGGCAGUAUACAUGGAAUGAAGAUGGCAUUCGGUCCUAAAGUUCCUAAUUCAGUUAAGAAUGGAAUCUCAAAUAUUUUACAUAUCAAGAAAAUGACUUUAAACGAUAAAUAUUUAGGUGUUCCUCUUCUUAUUCAGAAAAAUAAAAUGCAAACAUUUGGUGGGUUAUUAGAUAGAUAUGGAGAAAAUUUUCACACUUGGAAAUCCAAAUUUUUCAGUCAACCAGAAAGGACUAUUUUAGUUCAAACUGUUUUGGGAAAUACUGCUAACCAUCACCUUGCUGUUUUUCCUAUGCCUAAAAAGAUUACAUAUCAAAUGGAUUCCAUCCAAAGGAAGUUCUGGUGGAACAAAAAGAAAAAUGGCAGGGGAGGUUACCCAAGAAGAUGGGAUGAUGUGGCUAAGCCAAAGUGUCAAGGAGGAAUAAGUAUUAAAAAGAUUGAACUCAUGAAUAAAGCUUUGUUGACUAAGUUAGCUUGGAGAAUGGUUUCAUCUCCUGAUGAUCUGUGGUCACAGAUUCUAGAAGGUAAGUAUUUUAGUAAUACUAAUGCUCUUCAUGGGAAUUGUGCUAGUAAUGUCUCAUGGGUUUGGAAAGGGAUAUUUGAGGUUUUAGAAUGUGUAAGGAAAUAUAGUUGUUGGGAGAUAGCUAAUGGGGAGAAAAUUAACAUUUGGAAAGAUAGAUGGGUACCUACUUUAGAAGGGCUUGUAGAUUCUAUUUUCUCUUCCUCUAAUAUGUGCACUGUCAACCAACUUAUAGAUACUGAAACUUUAACUUGGAAAGUUCACAUUUUAGAGGCAUUGUUUAACCAUGAAACAGUUAGGGAAAUUUUAAAAAUUCGUAUCCGUUGUAGUGGUACUGACCCCUUAAGAUGGCUUCCUGACCAUAAUGGUUUAUUCACUGUCAAAUCAGCAUAUAAGGUUAUUCUUAAUGAGUAUCAUACUUAG